UUUGCGAUCUGGUGGUCCUGCAGGUCCUGUAUACCCGUAAAUAAGGAAAGAGAAGUGUCCAAGGAAGCACACUGGGUGCCUGCACCGUUUCAGGACCCACGUUGCGAAACAAGGAAGUGGAGGACUUGUAGGACGCGAAGUUUUGUCUUGAGAGUGCACAGAUCUGGGACUGCACCUGAAAGGACAGCCCGCACCCUAGAGCGGCGAUGACUGACAGAAGGCGGGCCUCCGCACUGCGGGGGUCACGCUCCCUCUCUCUCGUAGCAGCAGCCUGCCUGUGCCUCGCGUCGAUGUGCUUGACUGGCGCAUCUGCAAGAUCUGCGGAUGACAGGACACUGCCAGCGCUGCCGGGCGUGGCAGGCCUGCCGACCCUGCCAGAGAUCAACGUGCGCAGCUUCGCAUCGGAGAACAUGCAGCCAGUCCUGGACGCGCUGCCCAACUUUGCACCCACGCCAUCCAUCGACGACCGCGUGGCUGAAGCUUCCAACACAGUCUCCCAGGCCUCCAACACUGUCGCAGAGGGCAUCAGGAGCGCGCAGCAGGCAGUUGCCCCGGGUGUGCAGAGUGUAUCCUCGGCACUUGGCCCCAUCUCGCAGAUUCGUGACGCCUUCGGCGCUGCCCUGGCUCCCGCGCAGCUCUCAGGUGAUCCGCCGGUGCCGCCACCGCGGCCGUCCAACAUCGUGGUGGCGCUUGAGGGAGAAGAGGUUGAGGCAUCCUCGCCGGAACCGGCGCCACUGCCGGACCUCCCGCUGCCGCCUCUGCCGCAGCUCCCCCCGGUCCUCCCACCGGCCCCCGAGCUCGCGCUCGCCGACAGCACUGCUGCCGCCCCCGCGCCUAGCACCAGGUCAAGUGAGGCGCUGCAUGUUCUGGACGCGCAGGAGCAGCAGCCUGCUGAGGUGAUCGCGCCUGCUCCAGUCAGCUUGGAGUACCCCAACUCAGACACCGUCGUCAUCCGUAUCCCCCGCCCCAGCGAGAGCGCCUCCCUGCAGGCGAGUCACCUUCCUAGUUUCUGUGCGCGGCCGCUGGCGCUGCAGGCCAUGCUGCCCAAGGGGCUGCCCAAGCCUGCCCAGCAGGCGCGCAAGCUGUCUGAGGAGGCCGCCCCGGCGCCCGCUCCUCAGGCGGACGGCCCGCGUGGCCUGCCCGCGCUGCGCAGCGUACCUGAGCUCGGGCUGCCCGACAUGCCCGCCAUUGCUCUGCCGGCCGACGCCGACGCAAUCCUCGCCCCCCUGCCGGCACCCCGGCCCCAGGCACGCUCCUGCCGACCUGCCUCCGGUCCGGAGGUUGCGGUGCUGCAGGAGGUGCAGCGCCCGUACAAGGCCUUCUACAAGGCGCUCCCCGUCCUCUCCGGCAUCGGCCGCCGCAUGCUGCAGCAGCCGCAGCAGCCCGGCCCUCAGCCGCGCCAACCCGGCCCCGAGCCGCGCCAACCCGGCCCCGGUCAGCCACAGGUGCAAUCCUUCCAGCAGCAGCCGAGCGGCCAGCCGGCUGUGUCCUUCCACCCGGAGAUUCAGAUCGACCAGAACAACAAGCAGCUGCAGCUGACCGGCGGCACCUUCAGCUUUGCUGGCAAGGAGAUCAGCCUGCCCUCCAUCCCCGUCGCCUUCCCUGCCAUCCCGGCCCUCAACACCCUCUCCGCCGUCUACCCCAACAUGGACCUGGGAGAGGCGCCGGCCCCGGCCCCGGUGGCGGAGAUCCUUGCGCAGGAGUACGCGGCUGCGCAGGAGGGCAAGGCAGCGCCCUUGUACAUUGACAACCCCCUCACGCGCGCAUUCUCCGGCCUCAUCGCUGGCCGCCGCCUGCAGCAAGCCUCCUCCGGCGCCGCCGCCCCGGCUCCCGGCCAGGCACGGCCCCUCCUUCCUGUCUCCUGGGCGCAGGAGCCGCGCGGCCUGCCCAGCCUGCCCGCAGUGCCCGACCUUGGGCUGCCCAGCAUGCCCGAGAUUGCUCUGCCGGCCAAUCCCGAGGCGCUGCUCGCGCCGAUCCCCGCGCCCCGGCCGCAGGGCCCGGCGGCCGCCGCAGCCGCCGAGGCCGGCCGCCCCUACACCGCCCUCUACAGCGUCCUCCCCGUGCUCGGCAAGGCCUCAGGCCGCAAGCUGUCACAGCUGCCGCCUCAGCAGGUGGCGCAGCAGCCGCAGCAGCCCGGCCCGCAGGCGAAUCUGCAGGCGCAGCAGCAGCCGGCGCAGCCGCAGGGGUACCGCAACCCGCAGCCGCUGAUCACGGUCGAGCCGCACGUGCUCAUCGACCAGAAGAACGAGAAGUCCUUCCUGCAGAGCGCCGACAUCGUGUUCCAGAACGGGCAGCGCAUCCCCCUGCCCGCCGGCUUCGACCUGCCCACCACCGGCCUCUGGCACCAACUGCUGGAUAUUCCCCAGGGCACCGUGGUUGACGGUCCAGUCCCUGCUCCCUUCCUGGCUCCGGCCCAGCCCAAGGCUGCUGCCCCGGCCCCGGCCGCCGAGCCGCUCCCGGCAGCCGAUGAGACCAGCCCUAUCUCUUUCCUGAUCAAGGGGAUUACCGACCUCGCCAACCGCACCGGCGGCCGCAGAUUGGCGCAGCAGCCGCCGCAGCAGCAGGUGGGCCCUCAAGGGGCGCCGCAGCAGCCGGCAGCACAGCUACAGCAGCAGCCGGCGCAGCCGCAGGGGUACCGCAACCCGCAGCCGCUGAUCACGGUCGAGCCGCACGUGCUCAUCGACCAGAAGAACGAGAAGUCCUUCCUGCAGAGCGCCGACAUCGUUUUCCAGAACGGGCAGCGCAUCCCCCUGCCCGCCGGCUUCAACCUGCCCACAACCGGCCUCUGGCACCAGCUGCUGGACAUCCCCCAGGGCACCGUGGUUGACGGUCCAGUCCCUGCUCCCUUCCUGGCUCCGGCCCUGCCCAAGGCUGCUGCCCCGGCCCCAGCCGCCGAGCCGCUCCCGGCAGCCGACGAGACCAGCCCUAUCUCUUUCCUGAUCAAGGGGAUCACCGACCUUGCCAACCGCACCGGUGGCCGCAGAUUGGCGCAGCAGCCGCCGCAGCAGCCCGGCCCGCAGGCAAAUCUGCAGGCGCAGCAGCCGGCGCAGCAGCCGGCACAGCAGCCGGCGCAGCCGCAGGGAUACCGCAAUCCGCAGCCGCUGAUCACGGUCGAGCCGCACGUGCUCAUCGACCAGAAGAACGAGAAGUCCUUCCUGCAGAGCGCCGACAUCGUGUUCCAGAACGGGCAGCGCAUCCCCCUGCCCGCCGGCUUCAACCUGCCCACAACCGGCCUCUGGCACCAACUGCUGGAUAUUCCCCAGGGCACCGUGGUUGACGGUCCAGUCCCUGCUCCCUUCCUGGCUCCGGCCCUGCCCAAGGCUGCUGCCCCGGCCCCGGCCGCCGAGCCGCUCCCGGCAGCCGAUGAGACCAGCCCUAUCUCUUUCCUGAUCAAGGGUAUCACCGACCUCGCCAACCGCACCGGUGGCCGCAGACUGGCGCAGCAGCCGCCGCAGCAGCCCGGCCUGCAGGCAAAUUUGCAGGCGCAGCAGCCUGCGCAGCAGCCGGCGCAGCCGCAGGGGUACCGCAAUCCGCAGCCGCUGAUCACGGUCGAGCCGCACGUGCUCAUCGACCAGAAGAACGAGAAGUCCUUCCUGCAGAGCGCCGACAUCGUGUUCCAGAACGGGCAGCGCAUUCCCCUGCCCGCCGGCUUCGACCUGCCCACAACCGGCCUCUGGCACCAACUGCUGGACAUCCCCCAGGGCACCGUUGUGGAUGGCCCCAUCCCGGCCCCAUUCCUGGCCCCCGCCCUGCCCAAGGCCGCCGCCCCGGCCCCGGCCGCCGAGCCGCUCUCGGCAGCCGAUGAGACCUCGCCCAUCUCCUUCCUCAUCAAGGGGAUCACCGACCUCGCCAACCGCACCGGCCGGCGGCUCUCGGCGCAGCAGCCGCAGCCGGUUGUUCAGGAGCCGGAGCAGCCCGGUCCCCGCCAGGCGCCGGCGCCGGGGGUUACUCUCUCCCUGGCGCUGCGUGGCGAGACCAAGGAGACCUUUGCGCCAAAGCAGGAGGCGUUCCUUGGCCAGCUGGCAGCGGAGCUGGGUGUGCCGGAGGAGGCGAUUUACGUCGUGCGGGUGCAGCUGGUGAGUGCGCGCGCGGCCGAGAGCCACCUGCGCAUCGCGCGCGAGCUGCAGUCCCAGGCACGCCCCUUCUAUUGCGUGCAGGCCAAGGAGGACGCGGGCGAUCUGGUGGUGACAUUUUCAGUGGAGACGGCGGAGCCGGAGGCGGCCGUGGCGGCGCUCGAGGCGGCGCUCGGCUCCGGCGGCCGGCUGACGGCCGCGCUGGCCGACACCGCAGCCGUGCGCAUCGCGCCGGACUCCCUGCGCGUGGUUCCCCCCGCCGCCGACGCCUAA
Coccomyxa subellipsoidea C-169 is the source of this 4346-nucleotide messenger RNA. RefSeq lists its product as hypothetical. Lineage: Eukaryota; Viridiplantae; Chlorophyta; Trebouxiophyceae; Coccomyxaceae. The record is from RefSeq and is a predicted model, not a curated record. The transcript is spliced from 20 exons. Bases 207 to 4346 code for a protein of 1379 amino acids.